This is a messenger RNA of Ctenopharyngodon idella (grass carp), 8428 nucleotides long. It is a transcript of the gene sema4ga, whose product is annotated as sema domain, immunoglobulin domain (Ig), transmembrane domain (TM) and short cytoplasmic domain, (semaphorin) 4Ga. The transcript has 15 exons. Lineage: Eukaryota; Metazoa; Chordata; Actinopteri; Cypriniformes; Xenocyprididae. Gene Ontology annotation, molecular function: semaphorin receptor binding; chemorepellent activity. Bases 386 to 2968 code for a protein of 860 amino acids. Gene Ontology annotation, biological process: negative chemotaxis; axon guidance; neural crest cell migration. The record is from RefSeq and is a predicted model, not a curated record.
AUGCAGAAGUGGCGCAGGAGGGCGUACAGUAGCUACCUGUGACGAGACGAGGCUCGCGCCGCGGGCACGCACUGCACAGCACAGCGACUAUCACAGCUGAGUUCAUUCCGCGCCUCUGCUCUUUCUCACGGUACUUGGCUUUACAGUAACUACUAGCCGAUUUUCCUUCGUUUUUGGACGGUUUGUGACGAAAGCCAUUUCAAGUGAACUGCUUGAGGGAAGGACAGCUGUUUUACUUUUUAGUGAAGAAGAAUAAAACAACAGCAUUUGUGCACACCAGAGGAAAGAGUCUUAAGAGACGGCCUGAGUGACUUCCUGCUCCCUUAAGAGGGGGGGUGAGCGGCGGUCUUGUGGUACUCUCUCACCCCUCCUAGUCAGACUGAAGAUGAUGACCCAUAGUGCAUGGCUGCUGUUCCUGCUGUUGCUGUGUAUUGUGUCCACUCUGUGGGGUUACCCCUUCAGACCCCCGCUAGACCUGGAUGUGACCCCCAGAACUACGGUCUUCUCCAACGGGCUGUUGGGCUGCAGGCGCUUCAGAGGCUUGACUCUGAACUACAGUUUAUUGCUUCUGGAGGAGGAGGCAGGCGUGCUGUACGUGGGAGCUAGAGGGGCUUUAUAUGCCCUGCAGGCUAGUGACAUCUCCAGCAGCUCUCCGCAGACCAUUGACUGGGAGGCAUCAGACGAUCAGAAGCAACAAUGCUUGAACAAAGGGAAAGAUAACAAGACGGAGUGUUACAACUACAUACGAUUCCUGCAGAGGUUCAACAGCACACACUUGUACACUUGUGGUACACAUGCUUUCAGCCCUCUAUGUGCAUACAUUGAUGCGAGGGAGUUUAAAAUCUCAUCAGCCUUCGAAGAGGGUCGAGAGAAAUGUCCAUAUGACCCUACCAAAGGCUACACUGGCCUGCUAAUUGAUCAGCAGAUGUACACAGCAUCUCAGUAUGAGUUCCGGAGCUUUCCAGAUAUCCGACGCAACUCUCCGAAUCCCACAUUAAAAACAGAAGAGGCUCCAACUCAAUGGCUACAGGAAGCUGAUUUUGUGGGCUCAGCGCUGGUGAAGGAGAGCGUGAACAGCUCAGUGGGAGACGACGAUAAGAUUUACUUCUUCUUCACCGAGAAGAGCCAAGAGCUCAGUCCAUACUUCAGUCACAGCAGAGUAGCACGGGUCGCACGUGUGUGUAAGAGAGACAGAGGAGGUCUUCUCACGCUACAGAAGAAGUGGACCUCCUUCCUGAAGGCACGUCUGGCGUGUUCUUUACCGGACUAUGAAUUUCACUUCAACGUGUUGCGGAGUGUGUUUUUUCUGGAGGGCUCCAGCUCUCAGGACUCUGUUUUCUACGGCAUCUUUGGCCUGGAAUGGAAAAAUGUAAAAGCAUCUGCUAUCUGCCAGUACUCCAUUUCGGAUAUCCAAUGGGCCUUUGAGGGGCCUUACAUGGAGAGCAAAGAAGACUCCAUCUCCAAAUGGACAGAGUACACAGGGAAGGUGCCAGAACCUCGACCCGGCUCGUGCAUCACAGAUCAACUUAGAGCAAGAGGCAUCAACUCAUCCACCAACCUGCCAGAUGACGUACUUCAUUUUGUCCGUCGCCAUCCGCUCAUGUACAGGCAGAUCCUUCCUCAAGGACAACGCCCCCUGCUGUUUAGGAGGAAUGUGGACUACACUAAAAUUGUCGUACACAGAGUGACUGGUCUAGAUGGUCAGAUGUACCACGUACUCUUCAUUGGGACAGAUGAAGGUUGGCUACAGCGGGCUGUAAAGGUUAAUGGUCAGCUGCACAUCAUUGAGGAGCUGCAGCUGUUUGAGGAGCCCCAGCCAGUGGACAGUAUAGUCAUCUCUGAGAAACAGAUGAGUGUGUAUGUGGGCUCGGCCAGCUCAGUGGUGCAAUUGCCCUUGUCCACAUGCAGCAGAUACUCCUCGUGCUUCGACUGCGUGAUGGCACGUGAUCCCUUCUGUGCCUGGGAUGGACUGGAGUGUGUGGACAUUACAUCACACAACAGCAGAGCUAAUCUGACACAGGAUAUUCUGAAUGGAAACAAGGGCUGUGAGGAAACCAUAGCAGAUGAUCAAGUGUUACACCGCUCACGCUCUGUGAUGGCGGGCGAUGACGUGCUGCUUCAGUGUGAGCUCAGCUCCAAUCUGGCAACCCCCGAGUGGACAGUGAAUGGAAAGAAACUGCAGGGUUACGGACUGGACUCUGGCUACCGCGUCGGCACUGAUGGUCUCCUAGUCAUCGAAGCACGGUCUUAUCAGAGUGGCCACUACUGCUGUUUCGCCCUGGAAAAUGGUGUCCAUGUUCCUGUGGUGAUCUACAGCUUGACAGUUCGCCAGGAGCUUCCUGCACCUCCUCCUGUGGAGCCAACGCAGCCACGCUUGACCACAGCAAUCUACUGGACCUUUCAGACUUCCCAAAGUGACUCCCCGGAGGACUUCCAUCCAACCCCAAUGUCUCCUCGCUUCGAGUUCCUGUCCGUGAGGAACAUGGAGGCCAUGUACCUAUCGCUAAUCACAAUCCUAGGAGGCCUUUGUUUUGUUCUAACAGUCGUCCUUCUUUACGUGGGAUUCUGUUUGCAAGGGCGAAGAGGUAAAUACUCUUUGCGGGCCGAAAGGAAGCGAGGUGCCCACAUGGAGCUCAAGACCAUCUCCAGCCACUGCAACGGGAAAGCCGACGCUCAUGAUGGCCUGCUGCAGAUUGUUCCCGGAGAAGCAGCAACAUCACCCAACAAAGAGCUUCCUCCUGCUCCACCUCUCCCACCGCCUCCAGAUUCAGAGUACGUCAACGGACUCUCUGCCACCUUACCAAGCGUCUUACGCAAGAUGAAUGGCAACAGCUACGUGUUACUGAGACAGACAGAUGGAGAUACCACGUCUCCGCUCUAUUACUCCUUCACGGAGGAGCUCAACAGGAUCCUAGAGAAGAGGAAGCACACACAACUGUGUAGUAAACCUGAUGAGAGCUCGGUGUGAACCUUACCUACCCUGUGGAGAUGUUUUUCAAUUGCUGGUGUACUCUAAAAGUGUUCAAGGGCAGUAUCAUUGUCUAAUAUCCCCUUUUCACCCAGACUAACUUUAAUGGGAUGCUAAUAAGUAGCCGCAACAGCAGCUUUUAUUGGAAAAUAAACAAAACAUUGGUGUUCCUCUAAAAGGACAAACUGCCUGUCCGUUUACAUUUCAAAUGUAGAACUUUUGACUCUCAACAGACUGAGGAAUGCCCACUGGUUACAAAAUAGCAAAGAACGAACACAUGGAAAUUCUACCUCAGCAAAUUAUAUCACACAGCUCUUGGCUUAUUUCAGCGUGCUUGUGUUAAAAUUCGGGUUGGAUUUGGGGAUGUAUAGUUAGGGACACGCAGCAAGGGAAUCUUCAAAGCAAACGAGCCCAUCUGGGAGAAUGAUUCCGUUACAAACUGGUUGGAAGAGACGUUUACAAGGCAGCAUUGUAAAAAAGCUACAAGAUGAACUGAGAUGGAGGUUUGCGCUUGGACGGAGCAAGUCGUGUGAAAACUCUAGUGCUGUCAAGCACUGAAUGUCUUUGCAUAUGUCCUUUAUUUUAAUAUUUUCUAAUUUAUGCCAACACUGACCAUAUCAGUAACAGCUUGUAAUACUAAUCAUAAUUAAGAACAGCAGGGAUAUCAGACUUUAAAUACAAUGAGAAAUGCACUUGAUGGUACUAAUUGUGUAAAUAAGGCUUUUAUUAAUAGUUCACAGGGGUGGGAACUUGGGAAGAUGACAGUAUUAACCACUGAGAUGCACUUUAUGGACCGGUAGCAUUUGUUUUUUUCCAUGAGGUGCUGCUAAUUCUGACAGAUCUGGAGAGUAUGGAAUGGAUUACAAGGACGGGAAGAUUGCGAAUGAUUACGAAAGUGACAAUACAAUAAAACUGUGUUGUACUCUGAAUUGAAAAUGCUGCGAAAGGGAAGACUACAGUGUGUGGACAGAAUGAGUACCUGUAUAACCCUGAGAAAUGGACCACUAAACACACUAAGUCGGGAUCUGUAUGUUUCUUGCUUAUGCACAAGAACUGACAUGAUUCCUCAUUGGAUUCCUUCAUCAGAAUUCCAGAGCCAUUGGCUGCUAGGUUUCAAGGGCAACCACAAAGCAGAGGUAAAGCUGAUGCUGACCUUUUUAGAUUAUCCUUUUGACAUGACCAAUUAUUACAGCACCGCUUACAGUCAGGUCUCACAGUCUUAACAGGGAUUAGCGAAUUAGCUGAUCGUCAUGAAAUUGGGUUUCUGCUGCCAGUAAAUAAACUAAAUUCAAUUCUAGUCGGGACAUGAUGAACAAUGAGUAUUGUAACAUGGUGAUAUUGGGGGGUUUAAUUAUCCUUUCUCUUCCAGUAAGUCCAUUAAACUGUUGUGUAAAUAUUCGUCCUGGAACUGGUCCAGCUUCAGCUGCCCACACUUGCGUGCAAGAGCGUUUUGGCGUAUCUCCCACUACUUAAGGAGAGCGUAGCACCUGGUUCUGUCUGUUUAGAUCAGAAUAUGCAGAUUGCAGUGGAGCCGAGUGGAGAACAUUAAGGCCACAUGUUCAGAACAGGGUUAAGAUGAGCACUGCUGAUAGUGAAGUUUGCUUUCUCCCUUAUACUUUGUGUUCAGUUUUUUGUCUUGUUGAAUGAUUCUGUUUUGUUUAGUAAAGUUGGACUUUUUUUUCACUUUCUUUUUUAUUUUAAAGUGCUUUGUUUAGGGCAUAAGGUACCCAAAAUUAAAACAAUAUCAUUAUUUAAUUAUUAGCUUACCUUCAUGUCCUGUGUACAGUAUGUUGUUAGGCUGUGUGUCCACCAAAGCGUCCAGCAGCUAGCCUACUUUUCCAGUUGUUUUCAAUGGGAGCGCCGCAUUUUUAAAAUGCCAGGAGCGUGGACGUUUUUUACCGGUCGCUUUGAGUUGAAGAAUGUUCAACUUUGAGUAAAACGCUGCGCUCAUCACUGUCACUUUUUAGCCAGCUGUCCAAUCAGAGUGGAGAAGGGGCGGGACAAGUACAACAAGUACAACUAAAGCCCAAAGUAUACUUCACUUUUUACGUGUACGCGAGGGUCAGCAUACAGCGCGCGUGACACGAAUUUCGUCAUCAGAAGAGUAUGUGCAUACUGUAUGCGCACCGCCGGAUUUUUGUAACCGGGUCGCACAUGCGCAUUUAAUUUUUUUUUUUUUUGCAGUAAUUAGUUUAUCCACAAGGUGGCAACCGUGCCCUGGGAGCGUCAAUUCACAAGGUGGUCAAAGAAGAACUUCAUAAACAGAACUGACCGAACGCAUGCAAGCAACAGCGACAAUGGAGGCCUACAUAGAUGAGAGAUUGUGCGAAGAGGUUAGAAAGUACCCUCAUUUGUACGAUUCUAGCAUGAAAGAAUACAAAGCUGUUUACAUGGGUUGUAACUCAUGGUGAAAGAUUGCUCAAAACUGCGCAUGCGUCGAAUGCCUGUGUACGAGUCAAAUUAAGUAAACUUUCCAAGGCUGUGCGUUCGACUGUGCAUGUACACUAGCGUACGCGUAAAAAAACUAAGUAUACCCAGGGCUGCAGCGCUAUCAAGCUGGCCUUACUUUUUCAUGGGACACAAAAGAAGACAUUUUGACAAUAUUUUCCCUCACUUAUUUCCAUACAAUGACAGUUCACAGUGACCAAAAAGGAUAGACUAAAAUAAAAAAUACAGUAAAUAUUUCAAAUCUUCUGAAGCCAGAUUCGAAAUGUAUCACAUUUGAUGCUAAAAUGACAUUGUUUCUCUUUUAGAUCAAAAUAUUCUCAUUUUAAAGCAAUGAGAAAUGCACUUGAUUAAUGGUUAGUGACUUCAAAUGCGAAUAUAGCACACAAGACGUGCACCACUUUUAUGAUACCUUUAUGGUGCUUUGUGAUUUUUGGAGCUUGACAGAUUAUGUUUCCUGCCAUUAAUAUUUCAUUUUUUACUCAAUCACCUCUCCCUCUCUGAAUUCCCCACAAUUUCCAUUUGACAAAUAGCAUUCAUGUCCAUGCAUACACCUCCAUCAUAGUCUCUAAUGAGAGCAGAAUAGAUCUGCAUCCACAUCUGACCUCCACUCUCCCAGAGGGUCACAAGCUGUGAUUAGAUGCUUGUCGUCAUGCAGCUCAUAUGGUCUGUGCUUGCAAUGUUUACAUCCUGUGAGACUUAUAUUCCUGCGAGAGAGGCACUCCUGCAGAAUCUUUAAACAUGCCAGGACAGGUUUGUGGAUGAGAAAUAUCUUGACUACAGCCCGCAUUCAAAGUGAAUUUAAAGUGCACUAGAGAGAGAACGAGAUUGACAGAGAAAGAUCAAAAGAGAGUCUGGAGAUUGCAUUGAAAUAGAUUGGGAAAUGGUCAUUAAGCCCUUUUAUCCUCAUUUAGGGCAACUACACAAAGCACUCAGCAGUGCUCAUUUCUGCUUCCAGAUUCAAAACUGGCAUGUUAAUGUUGCUAAAAUGCCAUUGGCUCUCCUGGGUGUAGUAACUGAACAAGACGUGCUACUUUUGAAUUCUAGACAUGAGCAAUUUUGGUCUGUUCAUCGCAUAUUGCAUGGUUUGAAGAGUUGAUAAGAGUCAUAUCAACCACUUUUAUGGUGAUUUUGUUUUGUCUUUUUUUCAUUAUAUACUGUUGUUUAAUGGCAAGAGCUACAUAAUAAUUCCAACUUUAGCAAAUAAUAGCAGCAUACAUGUUUGGAAUGACACAAAAAGAGAGUAAAUAAUAACCAAAUUCUUGUUUCUGGGUAAAAUCAAAGUCCCUUUAAGACAAGUCAUUUCACUCGGCAGCCAUCUUUGAAAUGUCUCUCGGGCAUUCAAAUACAGCUCCUAUCUCUUUGAAUGGGGAAAAAUCAAAUUCUCCAAAGCUGUUUGCCAAGCUUUCGAUUAAAUUUUUAUAUUUGAAAUCACCAAUAAAAUCUGACAACAACUGUCUCAUAAAUUUUGUUUCUAAAUGCUCGAAUCAUGACAAAAAAACCCGGUAUUUUUCAGGCUAGAUCAAGCUAAUGCGCAUGCGCAGUCCUAAAUGCGCGUCUCGCGUCUCAUUUUGGAGGCGCACAUAUAUGACUGUUUCUAACGGCCGCUGCAGUGACGCGAUGACUUUACCAAUCGGCGAUUGGCUCUUAUUUAGAAGGCGGGACUUAUUCCAUUUAUUUCCACUUAUUAGUGCAUACACUUUCUCCCAUUCAAAACAAUAACAGUGACGCGUCUUGUGUUAUUCUGUAGUCUUUGGUAAAAUAUCCCUUUACACAAAACAGAACCUUUAGGCUCUUAAACAUUUUGGGUUUAUUUUUUUGACAGAUGUCAAGAGAGCAGGACCAGCUUCUGUUUGAUGCACAGUCCCAAGAAGUGAAAUGAAUGGAACAAGACAACAAGAAAAUAUGACAUUAUCAGACAUUUCAGUCCUUACAAAACAAUAGAUCUCUUUGCCGUGUAAUCCAUAAAGCAUAAUGGAGUCACCGCUGAGGUAUAUGGGAGAAUUAUUGAUCGAGUAUAUUACAUUGUUUUGUUGCUGUACCAUUUUAGCCAUUUUCAAUAUGAACUAAAUACUUAGUAAAUAAUUAAUAAGGUUUAUGCCCUGUAUAGAUGACCAGAAAAGACUUAUAUUGAGUUUAAUUUGUCCCUUUUCAGUCAUACAUACUUUAUUCCAGUACAUACAGUAUAAUUGAAAAAUGUGUCAAUGGAAAUAUUUAUUUUAUAGCUUUGUACUGUUUUGUGUAUAUUUAUUUUAUUAAUGUUUCAAACUGGGAUUUUCUAAAUUGUGAUUGGUUAAUGGUGCAUGGCUAUGCAUUUUUGCAAACAUUUACAAUUUUUGAAAAACUAUAAUAGAUAUAAUAAUAUAGAUGAUGCUGAUGAUAAUAAUAAUAAUAUAAAUGAAAUACCCUAAAAAUUCUAAUAAAGCAUGUUAAAAUUCCUAUUAUUACAGUAUUUUCCAAAAUUGUAAAAAUUGUUUCCAGUUGUAUAUGUGCUAAAAUGUUACAUUCCAACUAAGAUUGUAUGCUUCCUAUUUCUUGUGUUCAGAAAAUAUAGUUAAAUCUCCUGCAGAGCAGACCAUGUCUCCGAGUCACUUCAGUACACAGUUGUAUGCCUCUUCAGUCGUGGGUAGGUUUGUGUGGGCUGCCUCUGGAACUGCAUUUAAUGAAGCUGGUUAGACCUAUGCCUGUCACCAUGGUGAAAAGACCAUAGAAUUAUUAUGGAUUUGCUUAGUGUUUAAUUCUUUACUGCUCUCUCCGUGCAAGAAACAUUCUCGACUAUCUUGCCGUUUGUUCAGACAGUCAAAGCCCAAGGUAUACAUUUAAUGUGUGUAUCUUUCCUUUUGUCCAAGGGCAAGGUGUUAUGUUUUGUGUUUAAUUAACAGUAAUCCUACAGGGACAUGCUUGGGGAGGAGGCUGAGAAGUGUGAAUCCAUUAUGUUCAACAUUGGAAACUUGUAAGUCUGACAUUUGAUUUGUUUACAUAGUAAAUUCUUUUAAUAAACAGUAUUAAAGUUUC